AUGAAAAAGCAAUCAAGAGCACAGGUUCUUGACCUCACUAUCCGGGGUGACGAGCUCGAGCACGACCGGAUCCAAUUAGAGCACAACCUACAGCGCACAGAUCUUUCUCUCCAACUCUCGUCACAGGAUGACGAGUUCAACCACAACGAUAGCAUCGAGUAUCCCAGACACAAUUCCAAUCCUGUGUCCUUGCCAGAAUUCCGCUCUUACAUCCACAGAUCGGGGGACGACUUCGACAGCGACUUCAAUCACGCUUGGUCAUAUCGCACUGGGGAUGACGACGACGAGGAAGGGAUUAAUCCAUAUGGUGGCGAGACCGUGUCUACCGCAGCGCAUCAUGCCAGUGGCCUAACUCUCAGUGCAGGUCUUGGGGGUAGAGGGCAUCGACGCGAUGUCAGUCUGAGUGGUGCAGAAUAUGACCCUGAGCGGCCACUGCGUGAUAUCAUGGCGGGCGUUGACAGUAAGCUUAGUAUAUUUGACAUGGACCCAUCGAGAUCCAGAUAUCCGCCACCUGGUGGAAUCAGCUUUGACCCCGUUGUUGUCGAUGACACCGCCGAAUUGGAUCGUAUACUCGCUUCGGGUUAUGUCCCCCCACCGUCUCUGAAUUCUCGUUCUGUUCGUCUACAUUCUCCUCAGUCAGCUUCCUCUUCCUCGUCAGACUCUGAAGGACAACAAUCUCGUCCAAAAAUAUCUGAUGCUCUUCGUCGUGUUUCCUUUUCUCCAAGCCGACCACGUUCGACUCGUGGCGCCCAGGAUCACAGCCUUGCUCGCCACGCGCCAUCUCCUCUUAGACGCCAGCCAACUCUUCCCACCGUCGACAAAGAUGUAUCUACGCCUAAGGCCCGCGCGACCAAGCGCGUUCCGGGCCCAUCUCAUGCGUCACCGCAUCAGCCUCAUGUUCGCCUUCAUCCUCCAACUCCUACACCAUCAGGCUCUAGAUUCACUAAAAUGGCCAGCGUAAUUACCAAAGAGCUUGAUCAUGAAAUUGAACAGAGCCGCCGCCCUAAUCAAAGCUCUGCUACCGAUCGCACAACCCACCAUGAAGCUGGAAAUCUAACCAGAGAUCAGUCUCGCUCUAUGCAGCCUGCACAACGUCGAAGCUCCUUGAGACAACCUGUGCAGACGCCCGCUCAUGCCUCCAAGAGUAGGCUUCACCUUCCGGACGUGACGGGGUUGACUAGCGCUGUGGAAUCACCAGUGAAGGGCGCUUACCAACAUUAUCCAUAUCAAGCAUCCAAAGAAGCCAGAGAAAGUGAUGCUCGUUUGUUAUCUGCCAUCAGCGCUGUACAAUCUAAGCUUCGUGAGUUGGAAGACGAGAAUGGAGUCUCUCGCCGUCGCGUUCGAGAACUGGAACAUGAACUUGAACUUUGCAAGAUCGAAGUCACCAAAGAGCGCUCUAUGCUGAUGCAAAGAGAAGAAUUCCUCUCUCAACAACAACGUGAAUUCGAACUGGAGGAGGCUCGAAGGAGAAAAGGCAAAGGGAAGGCAAAGGCCAGAGAUAUCUCCUACUCCAGAGAAGAUACGUCCAGAUAUCAAGAAGUAGUGGAAGAGAAAAAAGCUCUCGAAGCUCUUGUCACGAGCCUUCGCUCUCAUCUUUCCCGACUAACAGCUGAGUUAGCGUCACAUCAGCAGCUCUUGACCGAGCUCAGGAACUUGCGUGACUCUGACCACCGAACCCUAAAGGAGAAAACGGCAGAAAUUAAUCAGUUGCGUGCAGAAGUUGAACGUCUCGCUGGAGAGGUGGAGGUAUUACGAGGUGUCGUCGAAGAAGGUUUAAAAGAGCGCAGGGCUGCCAGGGAGGCCUCCGAGGCUACACGAUCUCGCGUCGUGAUCGCCGAGCCUGCUAUUGAACAGCAAGACGAACCGGUGGUCGAGGAGCAUAGUCGUGGAGAGGAAGCGAUCGAAGAAGAAAGUUCGGCAGAAGAGGAAGACAAUUUCGAGCCCAUCUCCACGUCGAGGACGGAUGGAGCACCUCCCGAUAAGACUAUGCGAACAGACCACGCAACUCUUGGAUCGACAAAUCUGGGAGCUUCUGGAGGUUUCAUCGAGGAGGACGAAUUGGAGCAAAUAUCUGCUGAUGUCGAAGAACGACGUUCUGAGCGCUCGGUAUCAUUCACAGAACAAAAUUCCAUGGCGUCGCGUCCUCCCUCCCCCGCCAUCCAGCAAGAGUCUGUUCAAGUUGAAGAGGUUCCCGAGCUCGAUCGGCCUUCCCAAAACUCUCAUUGGGCAGACGAAAGUCGCUCUUCUUCACCUAGUCCAUCAUUACGCGCGCGCCGUCGUCGUACUCCCACUCCAACCGUAGCACGUCCGGCUGCCCCCACACCUGCACACGCAACGGCGCACGCCCGUCGCCCGAAUAGGGAUGAUGAUGAGGGACCACAAACGCCGUUCCCCCAGAUUCGUGGUGCCAGACUAGAGCGCUUAUUCUUCAGUGCUCCAGAGCACAAUGCGCGGACUUGCAAUGUAUGUCAUCGAAGAAGAGGGCAUCACAGGGAUGCAAGACCAAUGUCUCCGUCUUGGUUACCAAGCCGUUUGGCAAAGCAAUUCCAAGCCAACGUACAGGAGGAUCACGAAGAUAACAGCGAUGAAGAUGAGGGCUUUGCUGAAGGUUCGGAAGGUGUUGAGGACGGCGACCGACGCCCGAUGCCAUCAACCAGUGCAGCUCCGCGCGUCCCAACAGCGAAGGGAGUUCCUCCCCAAACUGUUCUCAUGAAGGUAAUCAGAGAGUUACAAGAUGAUUUUACCCAUUACAAAAGUGUCUACGUGGAACUCGCAGACCAAUACAAGGAUAUGGACGCUGUGUCCGAUGUACCCAAAAGGAACAUGCUCGCUCAGCAUCUUCGCGAGGUCGUUGAUAUCCUAGAGCAGAAGGGUGACCAAAUCGCUUCUUUGACUGACCUUCUAACAUUCAAAGACAAAACGGUGGCUGAGUCGGUCCUCAACAAGGGCGGAUCGGUCAAGUUAGGGCAUGGGGUGUAA
Molecule: messenger RNA, 2979 nt
Organism: Desarmillaria tabescens
Lineage: Eukaryota; Fungi; Basidiomycota; Agaricomycetes; Agaricales; Physalacriaceae
Exons: 6
Coding region: 1-2979 (992 amino acids)
Molecular function (GO): microtubule binding
Source: RefSeq, a predicted model, not a curated record